This is a messenger RNA of Bursaphelenchus xylophilus (pine wood nematode), 1249 nucleotides long. The record is from the annotation of a GenBank genome assembly. Lineage: Eukaryota; Metazoa; Nematoda; Chromadorea; Rhabditida; Aphelenchoididae.
AUGCAGACCUUUGAAAAGGAACUGUCCCAGGCAGAAGUAAGUCUACAAUGGUUUUCGUUACCUUACUUUAGACUAAACACGAAGAGUACCUUACCGUUCUUAAAGAUCUCACAAAGCAUCAGACCCAAUGUUCGAAGAAUGUAAAGCAUUUGAAAUACUUGUACACGCAGCUUCAGAGUGAUAUUAAAACGUUAGUCGUUCAUUUUUGAUAAAAUUUACCUUGUUUUAGAUUGGAAAAGUCGAAAAUAAGUCCCACAGCUGAAGAAACAGAGAACUUGAAGAAAUUGAAAGAACGACUAGUCGAAGUACGGGUCAAGAUCGAUGAAAUGAAAAGUGACUUGCCUGCAGACAACGUUGGGUGAGUUAUAUGAAAAUUAUUUAUCUUAUUCUUUAGAUUAUACCUCUCGAUUAUUCUUGGAAGCAAUUUGAACGUGUCUUUGCUAAAUCCCGACGACCGGUACCGAUAUAAGCAGGAGUAUGAAAAGUUUAAGAUGACUGUGACCUCCGUCGCGAUGGCUGUACUCAUGUUGUCGUACUUUGUUCCUUCUCGCGCCACCGAUGCUCUCUCCACCAUGCUCCUGGUCUGGUAUUACUGUACAUUGACGAUUCGCGAAGCUAUUCUUCGGGUAAAUGGCUCCAGAAUUAAAGGAUGGUGGGUGUUGCAUCAUUAUGCGGCAUGUGCGUUGUGUGCAAUCGUGCUCAUCUGGAAGGACGGACCUUGUUAUAAGGAGUUCCGCAACCUGUUCAUCGGAAUGGCUUUUUACAUCGCCUUGGUUCAGAUGAUGCAAUACAAAUAUCAGACUGGCUGUCUAAGGCGUUUGCAUGCUUUGGGACAACGACAUUCGAUGGACAUCACAGUCGGUACGUUUAAAAUUGUUGUUUGGAUGUUAUUUUAUAUUAUUUUAGAGGGAUUCAGCAGCUGGAUGUUCAAAGGACUCACUUUCAUCCUUCCAUUCCUUGUGAUAGGCUAUGUAAGUGCUUUAAAACUGAUUUUCUGUCUUUAGGUCACCUAUCUUGUCUUGCCUUUUGUUUACAGAUCCUUCAAGCUUAUUGCUCCGUGUACUUGUUCUACAUGUACUUCUACAGAGGUUGUUCUGGCGAAUGGCAGGUAAUAACAUUGGCCAUUUUGUUUGGAAUGAUCAGCCUGGGCAAUAUUAUCACCAGCUUGAUGGUGUUCCUGAAGAAACUCCGACAACACACGUCAGAAGUCGGACUGAUGGCCUCGAAAUAUCGAACCAAACUCGAGUAA